Molecule: messenger RNA, 5654 nt
Organism: Schistocerca gregaria
Lineage: Eukaryota; Metazoa; Arthropoda; Insecta; Orthoptera; Acrididae
Product: protein fork head-like
Exons: 1
Coding region: 1049-2662 (537 amino acids)
Biological process (GO): cell differentiation; anatomical structure morphogenesis; regulation of transcription by RNA polymerase II
Molecular function (GO): DNA-binding transcription factor activity, RNA polymerase II-specific; protein domain specific binding; transcription factor binding
Source: RefSeq, a predicted model, not a curated record
UUUCGUCGAUAGCACUGCAGAAUAGGCGACAUAAUUGGCACCGUGCGGGAAAUCACUUUACAGCUGCCACGAGAACGUACAUUUCGAAGCAGUCGUCGGUGAGUGCAGAAAAGUAAAGUAGUAUCGAUCAGCAGGCGCCGUCAGUGCCCCGUGACACGAGCGCACACGGUCACUAAAGGGGUCGCGUGCGCAUUCGUCGGUAAGCACAUCGCCGCCAAAUAACAUGCGUCGCGGCAGUAGUUAUCAAACUUUUUGCCGCCGCCAAAAUGAGCACCAAAACACACUUUUUCCGAGCAGAAGUAAAAAUGACUGCCGGGAGCGGUCACCGUCCGUCUACCUAAUUCGCGGCGCGCCCGCGGUGCGGCGCCAGCGCGGGUGGGCGCGGCCUCGGCAGUCCCCGCCCGCGGCGCGCUCGCCGCCCGUCGCCCCGGCAACCGCCGCUCGGCCGCUCGCUAUUGGCCGAGUAGCGCGCCGUGGGAGGGAUCGCCCCGGUAGUGGGGGAAAUCGGGGGAAUCGCCCCCUCCACCGAUCCCUCGGUGUCCAUUCGCUAUUUCAUGUUCCCAAACUUUAGAAGGCACUUCAGUUUGAUCAUCGAAAGCUAAAUAGUGCGUCCCCCUCUCUUGGCCAAACAAGAACGCGCGCGGAGUCCGGUGCGCGAGAGAGGAGUCGGCUGGCCCCCCACGUGAUCCGACGGACGCACACACGCGAACGCGCCGUGUACACACGGGCACGCGCUCACGCACACACGCGGACGGUCGCGCACGCAGACGCAGGUGGCCGUCGGCGUCGUUACGGAGGUCGGACGAAUGUUUGUUUUUCAAUCAGUGUAACUCUUUAGCGUCGCUGCGAGCCGGCAAACAGAGGCGGCGCGGCGCAGUGGAACCUGUUGCGUGCGGCCGUGCGCCGAUGCAGCGGAGGCUCCGGCAGCGGCAGCGAGAACAGAGACGGGCGUCGGCGCAGUGAGCGGCGGGCAGCGCCAGCGGCAGCGGAAGCGGCAGCGCCGGGCAUGAGUGCGUAGCGCCAGCGCGCGCCCGACCUCCAGCUAGCCAUGUUAGCGCAGAAGCUGUAUUCGUCGGAUCCGGUGUCCGUCGGGGGCGGCGGCGGCGGAGUCGCCGUGUCUGCCGGAGGCGGCGCCGGGGCCGGCACCGGAGGCGGCGUCGUCAUGAGCAGCGGCGGCCAGGCGCCGUCCAUGAGCCCCAUGCCGCCCGCGUACAGCGUCAACCCGGUGGGCUGCCUCUCCAUGAGCUCCAUGAACUCGCCGCAGGGCUUCGGCUCCAACGUGCUGAGCGGCGCGUCCAGCAUGACAUCGAUGGCGACCAUGAACGGCAGCUGCAUGUCGCCCGCGUCAGCUAUGGGCUACGGCGCCAUCGGCUCGCCCAUGGGCAACGCGAACGGCGUCAGCUCGUGCAUGGGCGGCAUGUCGGCGCUGAACGGCUACACGGGCGCGCUGGCGCCGGUGGGCGGCGGGCCCGGCGGCGGCGUGGGGUCGGCGCGGAUGGCGGGCGGCGCCGGGGCGGCCGACCUGGGCGUCGUGGGCGGCGGGCUGGGCGGCGGCGACGCGGGCUCCCCCGGCGCCCUGCAGCGCGCGCGCGGCGACAAGCCCUACCGCCGCUCCUACACGCACGCCAAGCCGCCCUACUCGUACAUCUCGCUCAUCACCAUGGCCAUCCAGAACGCGCCCAGCAAGAUGCUCACUCUCUCCGAGAUCUACCAGUUCAUCAUGGACCUGUUCCCGUUCUACCGGCAGAACCAGCAGCGCUGGCAGAACUCGAUCCGCCACUCGCUCUCCUUCAACGACUGUUUCGUCAAGGUGCCGCGCACGCCCGACAAGCCGGGAAAGGGUAGCUUCUGGACGCUGCACCCGGAUUCGGGCAACAUGUUCGAGAACGGGUGCUACCUGCGGCGCCAGAAGCGCUUCAAAGACGACAAGAAGGAGGCGCUGCGGCAGUCGCACAAGCAGCAGCAGCAACAGCAGCAGCAGCAACAGCAGCCGCCGCCGCAGCAGCAGCAACAGCAGCAGCAGCAGCAGUCGCCGGGCGGCGUCGAGGGCAAGAAGUCGCCGUCGCAGGAGCACCACGGCCAGCACCACGGCCACCACGCGCACAAGGCGCUGCCCGACAAGGAGGCGACGGGAGCGCUGGGCGCCAUGCUGGGCCUGCACGCCGUGCCCAAGGUGGAGGCGGCGGCCGACCCCAUGGGCGGGCUCCUGCAGCACGGCGCCGGCGGCGACCUGUGCCUGCAGCAGGCGGCGCUGCACCAGCAGCACCAGGCGCCGCACCAGCAGCAGCACCACCAGCACCACCAGCAGCAGCAGGAGGAGCUGGCCGCCAUGAUGGGCCGCUGCCACCCCGCCGAGCUGCUGCACCACCAGCCGCACCACCAGGGCCUGCUGCAGCACCACCACCACCAUCACCACCACCACCUCAAGCAGGAGCCGUACGCGGCCGCGUCGCACCCCUUCUCCAUCACGCGCCUGCUGCCCGACAAGGACAGCUCCAAGGUGUACGACAUGGCGGCGCAGUACGGCUACGGGCCGCUCAGCCCGGUCCACUCGGCGAGCGACGCCGCGGCCGCCGCCGCCGCAGCCGCCGCCUACUACCAGAGCCCGCUGUACCACGCGGCCGCCGCCUCCGCGCCGCCGCCCACCGCCACCUCCUUGUGACAGUACCCGCUGGCCUAGGCGACCCGCCCGUAAGUACGCGCCGCCCCGGGCCUCGCCGCGCUCUACGCGCCCGCGUCCUCGCCCCCUCCCGCGCCCAGCUGUGACAGUCUCUCCCGAUACUCCACGAGUGACAAUAUUACCUAGGAGGAAAGGUACUGGAAGUGAAACUGUGAGGUCGGGUCGCGAUUCGUUCUCAGAUAGCUCGGUCGGAAGAACACUUGCCAGCGACAGACAAAUUUCUGGGUUCGAGUCCCGGCUCGGCACACGGUUUCGAUCUGCUAGGAAAUUCCAUUCGCUAGACGUAUAACUCUCAAAAUCGUUGAUCUGUAUCCUCUUAGCGACAAAUUACGGCCACCAUUCAAUUCCAUCUAGCUCUUCCGAGGCGAAUUUCGGCUGUAUUGCAUUCCUGUCGUCAGGUGGAUGAAAUUCGCUCGUACCAACAGGUCCUUAUAACCAGUCUCUUUUGCUUUCACCUUUCCCACGACGCCUUUCGAUUUAUUGCAUUGGUAUCAUUAGGAGGACGAAAUUACCUCCCCCGGCCCGCACCUGCCGUGCUUAAUGUCGCCAUUCUCUUUGGGAACAAAUGAAGUGCCUUUCGUUUUCGUAGCAAUCUGAUAAUAGGCUAGAGAUCCAACUUUACCACUUAUUCUUUUCUGCGCUCAACCAACGAAAUACCAGUCCCAUCCAUUUUGCCGUUCCAUCACGUGUUUCCGUGUACUGGAUUCUCGUCAUUCACGAAACGAAAUUUCCUUUACUACAUGCAAAUUAUCUAUGUUAUUCGAUCCACCUGACGAUAGAUGUGUAAUACCCGAAAAGAAGUCGAGGAACUGUAACAAGACAGUGGUUGUUUAGAAAUGUAUUAUUAUUACAAUAAUAGCCCAAAAAAACGCCAUUACAGUCAGUGUUAAAACUGUGUGUGUUGCAUGAUAUUACGUACAAUGACUCGGACGCGAUUUUCUUUCCAGUAUCAGAUUUCGAAGCAUUCCCAAGUGGUAAUGAUCGAAAGGAGUUACGAAAAAAAUCAGUUCGUUUGAAGAAAGCGUAUGUGUAGUCGUAAAACGAAGUAGUUGUGUUGGAGACUGUCUUCUUGAACCAGCUUCGUGCCUUUUGGAUAAAACUUUAAUUAUUGAGGUCCGCUUAUACAACAAACAGUCAUUUGUUGAUUUCUGUUACGCCCCGGAUUCAUCUCGACGCAGUUACGUCGUCCUCUUCAUUUAUUGAUUUUUCAUUACGGCGUAAUGUUACGUCAUUACGUGAAGAGCGCCCUCCGGGUAUGACGUAGUUGCGGUGAGGUGGCUCCAGGCGAAUGCCAGGAUGAUUCCUAUGCAAAGCUAAAGACAGGUUACUCCCCCUCUUAGUCUUCAUUGACAUCGGUUUCAAGGAGACGUUAAACUCUAGCUUUCCAUUUUUCUCUUCGUCGAAAUAUUUCACGGGCAAAGCAAAAAUCAACAAUAAUUCUGCACUUGCAAACCUUGACAAGUAAGCUGUCCGGAAAAUUACGCAAGUGUGCGGAUUACUUGUCUGUAGUGUUAAUGACAGAUUGAAUAUCUAGUACGUUCCUGCCUUAAUUACUCAGAAUGAUGUAAUUUCUUUUGGUAUUGUUGUGAAUCGGGAGACACUUUCACAUUAAGCUCGGCAACUUCCGCGUCAGUUCCGAACUGUGUGGUCAGCAACUUAUGUUUUCCACUAAACUAUCCCCUCGUCCCUAGCGUCCAGUGAUAUUUUCUUAUCAGCAUUGGAAUAGCAGAAUGCCGAGUCUUGUAAAAUCUCACGCUUUCUGCGGAGACCUCAUCCUCCAAAACCCGCGCGAGGACGCGCCUUGCACUUUUUUUUUUUUUUUUUUUUUUGCCGUCUAGAGCGCGGCCCGGGGUGUCUUGCGAGCCCGCCAGCCAGCAAAGACGUCUUCUGUGAUAAACACUCCGCUCUUGGACGGGCGAAUCUCUGUCCAGGCCAUCAGUGCAAUUCAGUUUUUAAGGGACCGCAGCGAAAACAGAGUGUAUAUAUGUAUAUGUAUAUUACCGACCGCACGUGCAACUUGAACCUACCAAUGUGACUGUGUGUGUUUGUGCAAGAAGAAAAGUAUAUACAAAAUACUAAGUGUAAAUAAUCUCGGUUGCGAACACUUGACUGUCACUCUCCCGAGAGAAUGUGUCACGGUUUUAAUUUUUAUACGCUGGCGUGUUUAUAUUGUAAAGUGUACGGUUUCUUUUUUCUCUGUCUGUUGUUUUUGUACUCUUGGAGGACUGUGGACAGUGCUGAGCCUUUUUCCUACGGUAGGCCUUCUCACGUUCGCUCGUGCGUGCGCAGCUGCCCCGGCUCCGUACGCAGUUGCCACGCAACACAGUUCUUGGCAACUAGCAAACAAUGUUUCAUAGGACAAAGGGUAGCUGUGCGCUCACACAAUCUCACUCUCUCUCUCUUUACUGUAUCUCUUCUCUCUUCUAUAUACGUCUGAAGUUUGCAUAAUCUCUUUAUUCGGAAGGAAUCGCUUCUCUCGAGAUCUGAUUUUUGUAUAGCGUCUCUCACAAUUUGAACGAGCUUCUACGCACUCCACGUUUCUCGGUGCGUCACGUAAUGUGUACAUGUGUGUGUGUUUGUAUUGUAUGUGUGACCAGUCUUAUUAGUUCCUCGUUCUGUAGUCAUUAAUUGUCUCAGUGUGAUAAUCUCUCACGAUACAGAAGAACAGUGAAAGGGAAUCUCUUGUUAACGCAAUAAAAAAUCUCAUUGUACACCUAGACGUAACGUUACGGAAAGCGCCGUCUGAGAAGGCCUACCCAUCUGUUAGACAGCUACACCACUGUAUGUGUACAUUCUUUUGUUUCCACAGAUUUUUAUGUUUUCGUUUUAUCUUUGUAAAAUAGCAUGUAAUCUGGACGUAAGAAACUUUUAACAAUUAUCAACAUAGGGCGCAAGCCUCAUGUUUUGCUGUACAAACAUUAUUGUUUUGUUGUUAUCAUCACUUUUAGCAAUAUAUUCGUUCCUUGAACAAUUA